This is a messenger RNA of Colletotrichum destructivum, 7066 nucleotides long. Its product is annotated as Putative pectinesterase, catalytic, pectin lyase/virulence factor. The transcript has 2 exons. Gene Ontology annotation, molecular function: pectinesterase activity. The record is from RefSeq and is a predicted model, not a curated record. Gene Ontology annotation, biological process: pectin catabolic process; cell wall modification. The coding region runs from base 74 to 7003 and encodes 2309 amino acids. Lineage: Eukaryota; Fungi; Ascomycota; Sordariomycetes; Glomerellales; Glomerellaceae.
CUCUGUGCCACUUUCCUUCAUUCUUUUGUGAGAGUCGACCAUACUCGUAGGGAGACCCGCUUCCGUCAGCACGAUGGUUGUGAUCGUGCCUUUAGUACUGCUCGGCCUCUGCGCAUGGAGUGCCGCCCAGGAAGAUUUGAGAGAUUCCACAUCUGUCUCACAGGUUUCGACCUGUAAGACUCGCGCGGUCUUGAUCCCGUCUGCUGCCAGCCAAGCCAACACCGCCAGAACACCACUGUUGGCAGCGAACAGUUCCUCGGCUGUCGUUACUGUUGCCCUCGAUGGAACUGGCCGGUAUACCAACAUCAAUUCGGCCAUUCUGUAUGCCCAGACCAAUAAUGUUGCUACGGUUACUGUCAAGGCCGGCACAUACACCGAGACCAUUUCGAUUCAGGCCACUGCUGCCGUCACCAUCGUUGGCGAGACCGCAACUUCCGGCAGCAGCUACUCUGACAACCUCGUCACAAUCACCAACGGCGGUGGAGACUCAUCGCCUGUCACUUUCGUUACAAGCACCUCCAAGGGCGUGGCCUGGAGGAACAUCAACUUUGUCAACUCGAACGCGGCCUCUGCCGCUGGCAUCAUCUCCCUCCGGGGCUCCCGAAAUGCCUUUUAUUUCUGCCAAUUUACUGCCGCCGGGCAAGUGGGUUUUACAGGCAGUCAAGCCUCGGGCAUCAUCGCCAACUCGUACAUCCAAGCCGCCGACAAAGCCAUCUACUCUUACGGCAGCCUCUAUAUUUAUCGAACCAUCAUCACAGCCACUAACAACAACGCCCUUCUGGUGUAUAACAAGGGCGCCACCGAUUCCACUGGCAAGCAGUACAACUCCACGGUCGUUUUCGAUACUUGCCAGGUGAUUCAAAAGCCGGGAAGCACCAACACGAACGUCUUCUUGGCCGCUGCCAAUGGCGCAGGCUCUGUGGUUGUGUAUCGUGACACCUCUCUUGCCAGCUUCGUUGCGAGGACUGGUGUGCAUGUCGACGCAACGACGCAGGACUCGGCCUUCCGCAACGCUUACAUCGAGUCUGGCACCACCGGCCCGGGGAGCUACUCGAACAACGCUGCUGCUCGCAGCCCCUACGUCUCACUGGUCACCGAUGUCACCGGCCUAGCUCCUUAUGGCAUCUCGGUAUUCUUUAGCAAAGUGUACCCUACUGUUAUGGUCUCUGAUGUUGUUGACUGGGUUGACGCAACCAUUCUGGCUUCGAUUUGGACGAGAAGCACGCCAGAGUCGGCAUCAUCAUCUACGACGAUCUCUCAGGAUUCUAGCACCUCGAGCAACAUCGCCACAACCGGCACGCCCAGCACCUCGGCCGUUAUUAGUACUUUCAGCGCAACCUCCUCCCCCACGACUGGUGUUUCCAACACCACAUCUUCCACUGCUGCUCAGAGCACAACUGCUGCGAGCUUUGGCACAAGCUACAAUGUCACCGCGACUUCCGAAGUCUCAUCAACUAGCGAGACGACGAUUUCCAGUUCGGCCGUGACAACUACGGGCGCCGCGUCCUGUUUUCCGUCGUCGGUGCCAUCGACAGCUCUGAUUGUCGGCCCAGCAGGCUCCUCAUGCGCCACUCACAAUAGCAUCGCGGCCGCGAUUGCUGCCCUGCCCGCCGAUACGACCACCCAGCACAUCUACAUCCUGGCCGGCACUUAUACCGAGAAGGUGUCUCUUGUGCGGACGGGCACCACCAUCAUCCGAGGAGAAACGGACAACGCGCUCUCCUCGUCGUCCAACAAGGUCACCAUCCAAAACGCAUCGGGCGUCCUCUCCAGCGCCGGUAACUCUGCUGGUACCGCCACAUUCUCCGCCAACAAGUACGAGGCCAAGCUUGUCUCGUUCUACAACAUCAACUUUGAGAACAACUACCCCGCUCAGACGAACUACAUUGCGCUGGCCGCCUAUUCCAAAGGUACCAAGGUGGCUUUCUACAGCUGCAACGUCAGGUCUUCUCAGGGCUCAAUUUAUCUCGACUACGGCAAUGUCUUUUUUAGCGGCGGCCGCAUUGAGGGUACAACCGAGUUUGUCUGGGGCAUCGGCGUAGGAUAUUUCUACAACUCGGUCAUCGUGUCCACGGACACCGCUUUCGGCCAGAGCAUCGCUGCCCACAGAUAUCAGAAUGCCUAUGGAGGUUCCCAGCUGGUCUUUGACGGGUGCGCCGUAGUGCCUUCCGGCAAGACCAUUGCCCAGCAGUCAGUUUACCUGGGCAGAGACUACAGCGCGAAUGCCCAGGUUGCUUACAUCAACUCCUACCUCGAUGCGCAUAUCUACGCAGCCGGUUGGAAGAUCAACAACGCAGCCGCCUUCACUGGCACUUUCGCCGAGGCGAACAACACAGGCCCAGGAGCCAGUGCUCUGGGGCGCGCGUCGGCUGUCCGGAUUCUGUCAGACACCUCCGCAUACAGUAUGAAGAAGAUCCUCGGGGAUGACAGCUGGUUGGACUCUGCUGCCAUUGCUCCCCAGCAAGCCUGGCCUGGCUCGGUUUAUGCGGCAGCGACGACGACUACCUCGAAUGCUACGACCACGACUGCGGCCAACUCGACAGUCAUUACAACUACCACCUCUUCCGCGUCCAACACCUUGACUGUCGCCCCCUCCCCAGCCAGCGGCGAAUACGGGACGGUGUCUUCCGCUGUUGCGGCUCUGCCUGCCGAUGGCAAGGAAUACACCAUCUUCAUCAAGGCCGGGACGUACGUGGAGCAGGCUAGCAUCACUCGUCGGGGCAAGGUUACGCUCCGUGGUGAGACGCCGUUCGAAAACGACUUCACUCAAAACACUGUUCUCAUCAGCUUCAGUCGCGGCGUGUCAACCUCUCUAGGCCAGAAUCAGGACACCCCCGUGGUGAACUGGAAGAACACAUACGGCGAUGGCCUCGCGCUGUACAACAUCAACUUCACCAACACAUACCCACAGCAACCGAGCACCGCUGCCCUCGCCGGCAACUUCUUCGGCACCAACAUGGCGGCCUAUGGCUGCGCCUUCAACGGGUUUCAGGACACCCUUCUUGUGAACCAGGGCGUGCAGGUUUUCAGUAACUCGUAUAUUGAGGGCAGUGUCGACUUUAUCUGGGGCUAUAGCAAGGCCUACUUCCGGCAGUGCUAUGUGGCUUCCAAUACGCCCAACACUUACAUCGCCGCCCAGAACCGGCCCAACGCGGAUUGGGCGGGCGGUUUCGUCUUCGACAAGUCCGUCAUCACGUACACGUCCAGCUAUGGAUCAAACUUUGGCACCACGUUCUUGGGUCGUCCUUGGUCCCAAUAUGCCAUCACCGUGUACAUGAACUCGUUCUUGGACAAGCACAUUGCCCCUGCUGGCUGGAGUGUUUGGCAGCAGAGCAACCCCCAGACCUCGAAUGUCCUGUUCGGCGAGUACAACAACAUUGGCGACGGCAACUGGACGGACGGCCGUGCCGCUUUCGCAACCAAACUCACCGACGCCCAGGCCGCGCAGUACUCUCUGGAGAACUUCAUUGGCAACACUGGCUGGAUCGAUGCGAAGGCUUAUGCUUACACGCCCAGCUACAACCUCACUGGACCGGCCCGUGGCCCUGACACUACCACUCCCACUUCCCCGGCCCUGACACACCCCGCGAGCGGAACUGAGCCUCCGGUAGGAGCGGUACUAGUGGCGGCUGAUGGAAGCGUCUCAGGGGCUUUCACCAGUUUGACCGCAGCUCUCGCAAGCCUGCCAUCCGACGCGAGCAGUCAAAUUAUCUUCAUGUACCCUGGAACGUAUAACGAACAGGUCCCUUCCAUCAACCGGCCCGGCCCCAUCAUGAUCAUCGGUUACACUAGCGACGCCCCUGGCAAGAGUUACAAGAACAACCAGGUCACAAUCACCCAAGCUCGCGGUCUUUCUGUCAGUCCCGCCCCGGUUGGACAUAGCGAUGCAGAGACGGCUACGAUUGCCACGGCCAGUUCAAAGAUCUCUUGGUACAACAUCAACCUCGUCAACCGGGACAACCUGGAUGGUGCCAUUGCCAGCUACGUGACUCUCGCCGCCAGCAUCUACGGCGACAAGAUUGGCUUCUACGGUUGCUCCUUUGUGGGAUGGCAGGACACGCUGCUCACUGGCGCCACGGCGGGCACCCAGUACUAUGAGAGCUGCUACAUUGACGGCGCCAUUGACUUCAUCUGGGGCUACUCCAAGGCGUACUUCAAGGGCUGCACCAUCGCUGCCAAGCGAGCCAAAUCCGCAAUCACCGCUCAUAGCCGUUCCAGCCUGUCAACCAUCGGCGGCUACAUCUUCGACCAGUGUCUCUUCACCGAGGCCGCCACUGCCACCGUUGACCUCAAGGGGCUGGUUUACCUGGGCCGCCCGUACUCUCAGUAUGCUCUCGUCGUCGUCAAGAACAGUUAUCUCGACGAUGUCGUCCAUCCGGCCGGCUGGAAGAUCUGGUCAACCUCGGACCCUCGCACCGAUCACAUCACCUUCGCCGAGUACAACAACACCGGCCCGGGUAGCUGGGAGAACAACGUUGCCGCGCGUCAAGCUUUCCAGAACUGCACCCUGCUCGCGAGCGACGAAUAUUCUCUGAGCAAGGUCAUGCCAAGCACGGACUGGAUUGAUAUGACCUACUGGGACCAGAUCCAGACCCCUGAGCCCGAGGUCGUGCCCGUCACCCCAACCACUCCCACAAUCUACGACGGUACCAAGCCUCCUGCCGGUGCUUUCAUCGUGUCCAAGACUCCAGUUGAGGGCCAGAUUACAUAUGACACCAUUCAAGCCGCACUGAACGCCCUUCCCGCUUCGAGCAAGAUCACUUCUACAGUGUUCAUCUACCCUGGCACAUACAACGAGCAGCUAAUCCUGAGCAAGCCGGGAACGACCAUUCUGCUCGGCUACAGCUCUGCGUCUGGAGACUACUCUCAGAACCAGGUUACCAUCAGCUUCAACAAGGGCAUCGACACACAAGCUGAUGCUUCCAACUCCGACUCGGCCACUGUUUACGCGACAGGCAACUAUCUGCAAGCGGUGAACAUCAACUUUGCCAACACUUUUGGCACUGCUUCCAACUACGCUUCCCUUGGUUUUGGUGUCAAGAGCAGUAAGUACGCCUCGCUGUACGGUUGCCAAGUCUACGGAAACCAGGAUAGCUUGCUCAUCAACGGCUUCUUCUUCGCAUCGAACUCGUACAUCGAGGGCAACAUCGACAUGAUAUGGGGUGCUGGCGCUGGCUACUUCCUCAACAGCACCAUCGCCCCGAACCGCGACGGCAUUGCCCUCACUGCCAGCAAGCGUGCGACGAACACCACCGCCGCCGGCUUCGUGUUCGACCAGUGCACCAUCACGCCCGCCAGAGGAGCCCGGUACACGUCAGUGUCUCUCGGUAGGCCGUGGAACGCGUACGCUCGCGUCGCUUAUGUGGACAGCUAUCUUGAUUCGUGUGUCAAGACGGCGGGCUGGGACCAAUGGACCAAGACCGACCCUCGCACGGAUGGCGCUGUCUUUGGCGAGUUUGCCAACGGCGGACCUGGUUCUGGCUUAUCGUUGCGAGCUCCCUUCGCCACCAACCUCACUGCUGAGACCGCUGCCCAGUUUGAGCUUGCAAACUUCUUCGGCGUGACAUCGUGGAUCAACAUGACACUGGUACCCGUCACGCCGUUCAAGGCUGGUGCUGUCGUUCUGCCGACAACUACUAUAGUAGCCAGCACUUCCACUACUUCAAUCACGUCGACUGAGUCUAGCAGCAUCCCGAUCACGACCACGACCGUCUUCACCACCAAGGUUUCUACACUGAAGGGGACCUUGCUCACUUGCAUCCAAGGGCCUGAUGCCGUUGUAACGCUCAAGAGUACCCUGACAAUCAACGCGGCGACUACCAUCACCCCUCCUCCCGCCACCAAGACCUCUGUCGUCAAGUCCACAACUGUGGAAUUUGUCACGAUUCAAGAGCCUGACACCACUGUCACCCAGAAACGGACUACGACUACCAACGUUGGCACUACGAUUACUCCCGAGCCUGUCGUGACCACCUCCACCUUGGUCGCUACCUCCACCCGCACCGAGAUUGUAACCCAGCAGGCCAAGCCUCGCACUAUUACAUCCACGAUUACCACCACUCGCUGGACCACUAGCACCCCCAAGGUCGCAACUACCACUCAGGUUAUUCGCACCACACAGCUCUUCACCAAGACCACAACCCCCAAGCCGGUUACCAUCAAGAAGACUGAGACGCAGACUAUUGGCGACGGUGGCGCAACGACUGUCACGGCCAAGGCUCUUGUCACUACUGUCACAGUUUUCACGACCACUACCAGUGUUGCCAAGAAGACAACUACGAUCAAGUGUAUCCCUACUAAUGGUCUGAAUGAGAGAUCGUUUGAAGAGUUCGAGGUCAGCGCCGUGGACACCGCGGCCGAAUACAUCGAGGCUCGAGCCAUCGGCGACAAGACAGUGACUGUCACCAUCCUUUCCACGUUCAGCACCGACAUAAAGACCUCGACAGUUACCUUGCCUGGAAGCACCGCUACGACUGAGCUCAUCACGACUAAGACAGAAGGAAAGCCUAUCACGCUGAAGCCUGCGACUAUCUUGGAGACCAGCGUGACCGUGCGAACCCUCGCCUCGACGACCACCCUGGCCGGAAACCCUUCCACGACAACCAUCAUGACAGUGGUCUCCGCCGGCAAGACCACCACGCUUAAGCCAACCACCAUCACCGUCGUCGUUGGAGCCACGACAACGGCGGUCGUCAGGUCUACCACGAAGCUGGAGACCAUCACCCAGACCGUGGUCGAGACGCAGACCCACGUUGCCACCAGCGUGCUCCCCCAGCAGACCGAGACCGUGACCCGUCGGGAGGACUCGUCGAAGACGCAGACCGUGGUUCUCCCCGUCUCCACGGCGACGAUCUGGACGACGGUGCGCUCUACAGUCCGCCCCUCUGCCACCGUCACGGACCGCUCGACGGUCACCAAGACGAAGACCUCGAAAGUUGGCGUUACGGUGACCAGCUGGGCGACCCGGACAAGCAAGGAUGCCAAGGCGUGCACAGCAGCCUAGAAGGGUUAUGACGAGGAGGAAGGGGACGUGUAAAGGAUUUCUUAUGUUACAUCCAAGGCUAAU